AUGGCCACGAAACGCCCCGACUACACGUGGGUGAACGGUUACCAGCAGCUUCCCGAGCAUCCCAAGACUAACGGUUCGGCUGUCGAGAAUGAUGUGCCAGCCGACGACGACCCGACGGCCUAUGUCACGCCCCCGUCGGUCGAACUGGUCACGUCACCGGCGCACAACCACUUUGGAGUCAAUGUCAUCCGGAGCUGGCCAACAAUGUACGAUGGGACUAACAGUCCCCACGGGAUUCCGGAGUGGUGGAAACCGAAGCCCCAGGUUGAUGUCUUGAUCGUCGGAGCUGGUCCCAGCGGAUUGGGUCUUGCAGCCACUCUGGCGCGGCAAGGGGUUUCCUUCCGCAUCAUUGACAAGGCGGACGCUCCGCUGGCCGCCGGACGGGCUGACGGCGUGCAGCCGCGCUUCCUCGAGACGAUUGGCAAAUGGGGCCUGGCGUCGGAGGUGGCCGAGGAGGGACCCAUCAUCGAGCGGACGGCCAUGUACAAGGAUGGCGAGAAGCUCAUCUUCAACCGGUCGCACCAGUCGGACUCGCGGUACCGCGGCCUGCACGUCAUCACGCAGGGCCAGAUCGAGCGCAUCUACAUCCGCGACCUGCUGCGGCACAAGGCCAUCGUCGAACGCAGCCGCACCCUCUCGGCCUUCGAGGUGCUGCCGACGGACGGGAGCGCCAACGACGAGCCGUACCCGGUCCGGGCGACCGUGCGGAACCAAAAGACGGGCGAGGAGGAGGCCAUCCAGGCCAAGUUCCUCGUCGGAUCCGACGGCGGCGCCAGCAGCAUCCGCAAGAGCCUGGGCAUCCCCUUUGACGGCCACGGCUGCUGCGCCAUCAUCCCACGAGAAGACGGAUAUAUCCGCUUGUACACGCAGCUGGACAUCUCGCACACGGGACCCAUCAGCCAAUCGAGACAGGCCCGCGACCCUACGUUUGCCGAGUCGGGAGGCAAGGUCGAGGUCCACUCGAUCACGCCCGAAGAGGUCCUCGAGCAGGCCAACAAGGUGUUUGCCCCUUACAAGCUCAAGUUUGGUGCGCCCUUGAGCUGGUUCGCCAUCUGGAAGAUUUCGGAACGAGUCGCCCGAACCUAUUCGUCUCCCGACAUGUGGGUGCAUCUGGCAGGAGAUGCAGCUCACGUCCACAGCGUUUUGGGCGCCUUCGGCCUCAACGCCUCGAUCCUGGACGUGUGCAACCUCGGGUGGAAGCUCGGCCUGGCCUCCAAGGGGCUGGCGGACCACAAGACGCUCCUGCCGACGUACACGAGCGAGCGGCGGAAGCACGCAUCCAGGAUCAUCCGGGUGUCGGGCGAGUACCUCCGGUUCAUCAGCGGCUCCACGCUGGGCGUCCCGGACCUGGACGAACCGGAGAAGCUCGAGGCGGCACAGAUCGACGGACAGGGACAGGGACCCGUCAGCGGCAGCAACGGCGUGCACUCGGGCCACAACUUCGUCGGCCGCUUCUUCAAGACCAACGGCCAGUUCCUGCUGGGCGUCGACUGCCCCUACGACGAGUCGGUCGUCGCGCCGCGCCGGUCCGUCGACGGCAGCAGCGGCCGGGCGGCGGCCAUCGAGGUGCGCAACGGCGUGCGGGCGCCGAACCCGCGCGUGUGCUUCGAGACGGAGAAGACGGGCUACCUGUACGACGCGCUCUCGGGCGCGGGCCGCUUCCACCUCGUCGUCUUCGCCUCGUCGCUGCAGGGGGCCGAGGUCCGCCGCCGGGUCGGCGAGUUCGCCCGGUCGCUGGUCGACCCCGAGGGCUUCCACCGGCGCUUCGGCGGCGAGACCCUCUUCCAGGUCGUCCUCGUCGUCAAGCUGAUGCCGUGGGAGUUUGAGCAGUUCGAGGCCUCCGACGCCGGCCGCGAGCUGCUGGCCCCCCUGCGGCGCUUCGCCUCGACCGUCGUCGUCUUUGACGACCGCUCCCCCGACGAGGACGCGCACACGACCUACGGUGUCAACCACCGCACGGGCGCCGUGGCCGUCAUCCGGCCGGAUCUGUGGGUCGGCGCGUCCGCCUAUCCCGACGAGACGGACAAGAUUGCGGCUUACUUUGAGGGCUUCUUGACUGCCUGA
Molecule: messenger RNA, 2064 nt
Organism: Thermothelomyces thermophilus ATCC 42464
Lineage: Eukaryota; Fungi; Ascomycota; Sordariomycetes; Sordariales; Chaetomiaceae
Exons: 8
Coding region: 1-2064 (687 amino acids)
Molecular function (GO): FAD binding
Source: RefSeq, a predicted model, not a curated record